Molecule: messenger RNA, 2582 nt
Organism: Gaeumannomyces tritici R3-111a-1
Lineage: Eukaryota; Fungi; Ascomycota; Sordariomycetes; Magnaporthales; Magnaporthaceae
Exons: 8
Coding region: 896-1882 (328 amino acids)
Molecular function (GO): methyltransferase activity
Source: RefSeq, a predicted model, not a curated record
AGAAAAAAGCAAAAAAAAAAAACACACCGACUCGACAUCACCUCAGACCAGCCGUUUGGGACGUGGCUGCAGGGGCGUCAAACUAACCCGGCAUAUACUCCAGGCCUCCAGUACUUCAGUAGGUUGUUUACUGGGCCGCCUAGAGGUCCUAGAGGUCCACCGCGCUGUCCCUGGCUCCCCCCCAAAAAAAUAAAAAAUAAAAAAUAAGACAAAUAAAGCAUGAGCCGGGCGCUCGCAUCACACAGCUCUUGAAGGCGCUCGGGUAUUUUAGCAAGGCAUCCCGCCCUCCCGGCUUCUCGACGACAGCCCCUGGUCACAGCGUCGCACAUCGCCCAUCACCGCAUACGAAGCCCCGGCCUACGGCAAAUACCUCCCGCACUCCUUCCCGGCCUGGCCACCGCUCUUCGCCGCAUCGUCACGCCUGCCGAAAUCCACCUGCUGCUGCACCCACCCACCGCCUACAUCCCAUCUCGUCGCCGCAUGCGCCUGGCAAACACCCUUGGCCUCGCCCUUGCUUAGCCAUCUUUACGCCCGCAGCGUGGGCAAUAAGCCUUGGUCCCCUCGACUGUUCCGCUCUCCCCGUGUCCGAAUACACGGACGGAGCCCCGGACGCUCGACCUAGGGUGGCGAAAUCGCCUUGUUGGGUCUCUUUGGUGCGUCAUCAACUUGUUGUUGACCACGUGUAGGCAAUUCUAGUGUGAUAUCCCACUACAGGCCUGCAGUCGUCCAUUUCAGAGUCUCUCACUGCCUUUGUCCCUUCUCGCUCUCUCCUUGGGCACAUACACCUACUUGUCUUGGCCGUUAUUCGACCUCCCGCUUUGCAGCUCUAUAUAUCUCCCCGUCGGCUCUCUCUUUGUUGCACAUUACUUGACACACCCAACAAGGCUGUUGCGUGAUGGUUGAGACCGCGGAAGAGACCCGCAAUGGGCAUCGAGCACUGAAUCAGGAUCAGCAAAAUGCCUCAGAAAAGGCGCCGACAGAGAAUCUAAGAUGGAAUUUGGGGAGGCUAUGGCAGGUGUAUCCUGUUCCAAAUUACCUCUUCCCAGCAGACAAGAAAGAGCAUGACAGGCUUGAUCUCUACUAUCAUAUCUUUGAUCUUGCCCUCCAGGACCGUCUUCCUGCCCCCGAGACUCGCGUGCAGGAAGGCUCACAUGUCCUGGAUAUUGGUUGUGGGUCAGGCAUGUGGCUCAUGGAGCUCGCCAAGAAAGUAGGACCCAAGGAUGGCUGCCUCCUCGUCGGUGUCGACGUGCAGAUGAACCAACCUGAAAGUAUCCCAUAUACUGUCAGCUUCGAACGCGGCAAUGUCGAGGAGCCAUGGACGGACAACUUGGUGGCCCACGCGCCGUAUGACUACGUCCACUGUCAGCUCAUGAGGGGUGCCAUACGAUCGUGGUCGACAAUGUACAGCAACAUCGCAGCUAAUCUGAAACCCGGAACUGGCGUUUUUGAGCACAAGGAGUUGGACUGGACCUUUCGGAACGACGAUUAUCCCCUUGCGCCGGGGUUGAAACGAUGGAACGACGAGGUUAGCGAGGCAAUGGAGCGGAACGGAACGCCAUUGGGACCAGACCCGCCAGGGACGCGUGCUGCCCUUCUCGCCGCCGGGUUCGUCGACAUCAAGGAGGAUGCCGUCAUGAUACCCGUCAGCCACUGGCCUGAUGACGAGUUUGGGCGCUUUGUCGGUCGGUGGUUCCAGCUCGCCCUGAUACAGAGCUUCUGGCCAAUGGCGCUGGGCCCACUUACACGCGUCGCGGGGAGGGAACCCGGGUACGUUGAGGAGCUAGACGAUGCUGCCCAAGCCGAGGUAAGGUCGCAGAAGUGGACUACCGGCCUGUACUGCAUUCUCUACAUAUGGACCGCAAAGGUACCUCCGCGAGACUGAAAGUACGGCAGAUGGAAGCCAGUCCAUCCUCACCCCUCAUCCGUUACCCACCCUAUCCGCCUUUUCGAUGAGCGAGUGCGAACCGCCUCUCAACUGUAUUCUCAUACCCAACUCUGUAACUACCACCUAUCACGGAAGCCGUCUCUUGUUGGGUGGAUGGCUUUCGGCCGGGGUCGCUAUCCGGCAACUAUUUUCGGAUGAAACCAGAAUGCAUUCAGACCUACAAGUCACUCUGUAAUACCCUGAGAGUUUACCCUUUUAUCCUUGUCAACGGAUACUGUCAACUAUUUCUGAAUGUCAGCAAAACGGCCGGUGAUUAUGUCAUUUCCUCUGUGUUUCCCUAGCCAGCGCUUCCUUCUUUCCAUAAUGUUUUUUUUGUCUGUUUUACCUCCUCUAUGCUAUUUCUUGGGAGGGCUUUACUUCUCUUUCUUUUUCUUACCCACCCGGGAUGAAUCGGUUAGAGAAACUCCGAAUGAUUUUGUGUACUUUGUUUUGGUUUUCUGUACUUACUGGCUCCGGAGUUUGUAUGGCGAUGCGAUACUGUGGCUACAAGAAAGUUGGGUAGCAUGGGGCGAUGGCCAUAAAGCAGACAGCGACGGUACAUGAAUAGCAAUGUGCUCGAGGUCCAAGACGUACACUUGUCGGCGGCUUUCCACUUUCCCGCCUCGUUCCCAUGCACCAAUCGGAGCAGCUCGCCCAG